Molecule: messenger RNA, 1531 nt
Organism: Clupea harengus (Atlantic herring)
Lineage: Eukaryota; Metazoa; Chordata; Actinopteri; Clupeiformes; Clupeidae
Gene: tex55
Product: testis expressed 55
Source: RefSeq, a predicted model, not a curated record
GGACACACACACACACACAGGGUCUUAAAAACAUACACGAGGACACACACACAAAUACAGGGUCUUAGAAACAAGGACACACAUCUGCUCUCAAGCCACCAUUGCUAUGCAGCGGACUAGCAUUUUAUAUAUAAUAAAGUUUUAGAAAUGUUUCGAAAUAAGGCCUGUGGCGUGGUAGUUAUCAUACAUAAUUGCUUCCGCAUUCGAUUCUGUUCUAUAAUGCACGUAUAUGUCGUCUCCGUAUAGGCUUUAGACCCAUUCUAUCUAUAUGUCUGUCGCUAUUCCUCUGCUGACAGCGAAAAAUAACGGACUACAAAGCAAGUCACUUAUCUAGCUAGCUAGCUAAUGCAUCACCAAUUUCACAGGCGGUGCCUUCCUGAGCAGGAGCUAGCUUUACCUUACCUAUCAUGUAUCACAAGUGUUCUCACAACAACCAAGCAGUUAACUUAAGUAAAUGCAUCGAUUACCCAAUGAUUUGAUAGCCACAAUCUGUUGAAAAAAUGUAAAUCAGAUAUUUUAAGUGCUACAGCUGUAACAUUAGGAAGAACUUCGGGGUGUAAGUAAAGAGGUGUCUGUAACCAUGGGUACCACUCUAGAGUCCCACAUGCUGUUUGAGGCAAGCUACACGAUGUAUGGAUAGGCUAGUCUGGUUUAGCAUAUUGGUAACAACAUCUUUAUUUUUACGAGACAAGACAACAGGUGGUUACAAAAGACCGACUGAUAACUACAUUUUAACUUACCAAACGGUUCGCCUAAGUUUUCUCCUGGCAUUGUUUCGUUCACACCUUAUUUUCCCCGAUUUUGCGAAAACCCAUUUAUUUUUCCAUAGGGAUGUAUUCUUUGGAAUGAGGAAGUGUUAACAUUCUAACACUAAAACUACAAACUUUCGGUCGAAUUCAACACUCUAUAAAGAUAUAGGUUAUUAUCAGAGGAUUUCUAGACAGGCUCUGUUAUUAUAUAAGCUAUUUAUAUUGUAUAAACUAUUUGUAACACGGACACAGCCACCGUUUAGUGAACUGGUAACCAUGGUAACGGGAAUUUGUUUUCCUCCACAGUUGUUUCUUCUUUGCCAACUGAUGUAAGGAAACUUGUAUUGGUGCGGAAACUCAUUUUAGCCUGAUUUCUGUACUGCAGCGAUAACAAUUGGAGAAACUGCUUGUUUAAUUGCACAGGACGUGGUCGAUUCAAUCUGUUUCUCUGCUGGUGUUCAUUGUGGCCUGUUUAUUAAAACAGCGCUCCAAGUCAUGUCUAACACCGAGAAGGUUCUCAUCACUGAGACGGAUGGAUCCACAGCGCUCAAGAACGCCACCUUCACAGACCCCUACGAAAAUGCUGUCAGAUACAUGGAGAAACACAACAUAUUACAGAUGUUUCAGGAAAUAGCUGAGAAGCUGGUGUUCGACCGACCAAGAGACCCACUGCAGGCCAUGCUGGAACAGGUUCAAAGGAAGAUCAAGGACCGGGAGGAGUCAAGGAAAUCUGAAUGAAAAGGAGGUUUUGAAAAAUCGAAAUAAAUGAAAACAAUAAGCAA